Molecule: messenger RNA, 3993 nt
Organism: Lepisosteus oculatus (spotted gar)
Lineage: Eukaryota; Metazoa; Chordata; Actinopteri; Semionotiformes; Lepisosteidae
Gene: clstn2a
Product: calsyntenin 2a
Biological process (GO): positive regulation of synapse assembly; positive regulation of synaptic transmission; homophilic cell-cell adhesion
Cellular component (GO): postsynaptic membrane; cell surface
Molecular function (GO): X11-like protein binding; calcium ion binding; amyloid-beta binding
Source: RefSeq, a predicted model, not a curated record
UCCUGUCCUUUCAGAUUGACUAGUAGUGAACAGCACUGAGCGAUCUUACUGUGUAGCUGCUGGGUAUCUUUAGAACAAGCGCGUCUGUUUUUUUUCUCUCUCUCGCAUUGCUUUCGUCUUUGAUUUGAAGAAAGACUACGCGCGGCGCCUGAGAGGUCAGCGUGCCCUGUGUCUCAUCAUGAAGAAUCUAAGAACAUCCUUGGUGUUUAUUUUGGUAACGCUGGGGCUCUGUAGCGUCCUUGCAGGGAAAGUAAACAAACACAAACCCUGGAUUGAGACAUCGUACCAUGGAGUUAUAACGGAGAACACUGAAACUGUCCUACUGGACCCUCCACUGGUUGCUCUUGAUAAGGAUGCUCCUGUACCUUUUGCAGGUGAAAUUUGCGCUUUUAAAAUUCAUGGGCAGGAUGCACCUUUUGAAGCCGUGGUGCUGAAUAAGACAUCUGGUGAGGGUCUUCUCCGAGCGAAGAGUCCAAUUGACUGUGAACUUCAAAAGGAGUAUACAUUCAUCAUUCAGGCGUAUGACUGCGGAGCCGGGCCUAGCGGAACAAACUGGAAGAAGUCACACAAGGCUGUGGUGCACAUCCAAGUGAACGACGUGAAUGAGUUUGCCCCCACCUUCAGGGAGCCAAUGUACAAGGCCACUAUGACUGAGGGCAAAAUAUAUGACAGCGUUCUGCAGGUGGAGGCAGCAGAUGAGGACUGCUCCCCUCAGUACAGUCAGAUCUGCAACUAUGAGAUUGUCACCCCAGACAUCCCCUUUGCUAUCGACCGCAAUGGUAACAUCCGCAACACGGAGAAGCUCAGCUACGAUAAAGAGCAGCAGUACAACAUCAUGGUGACAGCCUAUGACUGUGGCCAGAAGGGAGCAGCAGACAGUGUUCUGGUGCGCAUCGAUGUCAAGCCUGUGUGCAAACCCGGUUGGCAAGGCUGGAAUAAACGGAUUGAAUAUGAACCAGGAACAGGAAGCAGGCAGCUGUUUCCCAAAAUGCAUCUGGAAACUUGUGAUGGCCCUGUCUCUUCUGUAAGAACAACUGUAGAGCUACAGACAAACCACAUUGGAAAAGGAUGUGACAGGGAGACCUACUCAGAGAAGUCUUUACAAAAGCUUUGUGGGGCCUCAUCUGGAAGCACAGACCUGCUUCCUGCCCCGGGUGCUGCCACGAACUGGACAGCGACUCUACUGACAGACAGCGGACGGGACAGCGACCUAAUAUUUAAGUUUGAUGGCCGGCAAGCCGCAAAGAUUCCUGACAGAGUGGUGCCAAAGAAUCUGACCGACCAAUUCACCAUUGCCACGUGGAUGAAACAUGGACCCAGCCCUGGUCUUCGAGCAGAAAAAGAGACCCUCCUGUGCAAUUCAGACAAAACUGAGAUGAACCGUCACCAUUAUGCUCUGUAUGUGCACAACUGUCGACUGGUGUUCUUACUUCGCCGAGAUUUUAAUCAGGUUGACACUUUUCGUCCCGCUGAGUUCCACUGGAAACUGGAUCAGAUUUGUGACAAGGAAUGGCACUAUUAUGUCAUAAAUGUGGAGUUUCCCGUGGUGACCUUGUAUGUGGAUGGAGUUACGUACGAACCGUAUCUUGUGACUGAUGAUUGGCCGAUCCACCCCUCACAAAUUGACAUGCAGCUGACUGUUGGUGCGUGCUGGCAAGGAGGUGAAGUGAUGAAACCUCGAUUCACCCAGUUUUUCCGAGGCAGCCUCUCUGGUCUGACCAUUCGCCCAGGGAAGAUUGAGAGUCAGAAAGUGAUCUCCUGCCUUCAGGCCUGCAAGGAGGGUCUGGAUAUCAAUUCCUUGGAGAGCCUGGGGAAAGGAAUAAAGUUCCACUUCAAUCCUGCUCAGUCCAUCCUAGCCAUGGAAGGCGAUGACCUGGAGAACAUCAAUCAAGCCCUGAGGAAGGUGUCUUACAUCAACUCAAGGCAGUUUCCAACCCCCGGCAUCAGACGACUUAAAAUUUCAACUACCGUGCAGUGUUUUGGGGAAGACACGUGCAUCACCAUCCCUGACAUUGAUGCCUUUGUAAUGGUCCUCCAGCCCAGUGAGCCGCGGAUCACCAUCAAUGGAGUGGACCACUUUGCACGCCCAGCGGCUGAGUUUGAAAGCUCCCAGGGUCUCGUGCUGUUCCCUGACAUUCGGAUCAUCAGCACCGUCAUCAAGUCUGAGCAGCCGGCAGAAAGACCAGCUCACGGGGCUGGUGUGCUGGAGGAAAUCAUUCACAACUUGGAUUACUGUGAUAUUCUGGUUAUUGGGGAGGAACUUAACCCAGACCGGGAGUGUCUUCAGCUGAAUGGCAAUGAGUUGCGUGGAAAACAUUUGGAUGCCACAAACUCCACAUCAGGAAUCUCUGUCUAUGGUGUGGACUCAAUGUCAAAUUACGAGCAAGUAAUCCGACAGGUGCGAUACCGCAACUGGCACACUGGUGACCUUUUCGAGAGGAAAUUUAGACUAACAUGCUCAGAGCUGAAUGGAAGAUACACAAGUAAUGAAUUUAAUUUAGAGGUUAAUGUCCUACACAGCUCGAAUUUCAUGGAGCAUGUAAAUCACAUGGCUGUUCAGCCUCAGUACCUCCAGGCAAUUCACCAUCCAGUGAUGGGGCACAAUUUAAACACUGCUCACAGCUCAGCAAUCCCAAGUGCUGCAACAGUGGUGAUUGUGGUAUGCAUCAGCUCCCUGGUCCUGAUUGUAGUCCUGGGCAUCUACAGGAUCCAUGUAGCUCACCAACGAUCCUCCAAGAAUGGAGAUGAAGCAAAAGAAAAUGAGAUGGACUGGGAUGAUUCAGCUUUGACGAUUACUGUAAACCCAAUGGAAAACUAUGAAGAGCCACAGCAAGCUGAGGAAGAUGGGAGUGAGGAAGAGGAAGAGGAGGGGGAGGAAGACGAGCUGGAGGAAGAUGACAUCACUAGUGCUGAGUCAGAAGACAGUGAGGAGGAGGAGCCUGUCAGGGCUGGGGGUCUGCAGGACAUCAAGAGGAGGGAACAUCUGGAGUGGGACACCUCAACGUUACCUUACUAGACAUCCUUUAGACAUACUCUGAAAUCUAUGCCUAAAUCUAAGGCUACUGAUUCAUUGGCAAGACUAUCAACCUAUUUGAAUUCAAGUCUGACAAGAAGCUUCACACCUAAUGAAAUGUUGCCCUCUGCUGACUGGAAAUGUGUACCACUACAUUAUCUGAUACAGCAUUAAUAUUGGCCACAUGUUUGCACUUCCAUUGGCAAAACAUAGCAAUUUAUCAUAAUUCCAUAUAUAUAUAUAUUAUAUGAUAUAUAUAAUAUAUUUCAAUGGUUAUCACAGUGAAUUUGUGUUUAUACAAAAUCCAGAUGAUUGCAUGACAUAACUUUGUAGUACUAUGGCAGUUAAUGAAUAUGCUCUGGCCGAUAUUAUUCCAUAAAAUGGUAUUGCUCAAUACCAGCUCCCUCUGCUGUCGGGAUCUGUACCCCUGGGCCUGGAGAGCCAUUGUCUUGUGGGUUUUUUAGGUAGCUUUAAAUGGUCAGUGAACAGAGAUGUGGAAAAUGUGUUAAGGUCUAAUAAUUGAACAACUGUUCAAUCCAGUUAAGUCCUUCAGAGCAAAAUCUUAAAACAGAAGGCUUUCUUGCUUUACAGGACAUGGGUAACAGACCUCUGUUCCACUGCGUUAACCUCAGUGAUCUUGCACAUGUGAAGCUAUUUUCUCCUAAGAUGUCUACUUAGUCUUGUUAAACAAUCUGUAGUCUUGGCCCAAACAGCUUAAUUUUUAUUGAUGCUAGAAGUACAAUUGCCUGUUAAUAGCUUUUUUUCACAUAUUUCUGGGUCCAAAGUAAUUUGUCAGCCUCUGGAAUUUGUAAUCAGUUUCCAAUAUCCACUAAAUUAAAACCACCACAACAUGUGAAGUUGGGAAAAUCAACACAAUUCUAAAAUGUCCCUUGCAAUGUAUACACUGUAUGAUGUACUGUAUGUCCUAAGUUAAAUACAAAAAGUGUUGAAUGAUUUUCUUUGAUAAAGACAUUAUUGCA